AACAUAGAUGCUGAUGCGUUUUAUUACACUUGCUAAGUACCAUGCAGAUUUGAUGAUGAUGGGAAGUUGCAUGUCUUCAUGCAAUUUGUCUUUUUAAAUAAAACUUUUUUUCUCCCUAUUUUCAGUGGUGUGCUUGUUUAAGUAAGUUUCCUCUCUAGAUGAGAAAGUUGCAGAAUAUUUGAAUUAGUAAUGUAAAUUCUAAUUGAAUAUGCUAUUUCUUCUUUCUGCCAGUGUCUCAGUUUAAAAUGGUGAAUUACUCUUACGAUGAAGACCUUGAAGAGCUGUGUCCAGUCUGUGGAGACAAAGUGUCUGGGUACCAUUAUGGACUUCUCACCUGUGAAAGCUGCAAGGGAUUCUUUAAGCGAACAGUCCAGAAUAACAAAAGGUACACAUGUAUAGAAAAUCAGAAUUGCCAGAUUGACAAAACACAGCGAAAACGAUGUCCUUACUGUCGAUUUCAAAAAUGUCUAAGUGUUGGAAUGAAAUUGGAAGCUGUGCGAGCUGACCGAAUGCGUGGCGGUCGAAACAAGUUUGGACCAAUGUACAAGAGAGACAGGGCAUUGAAGCAGCAGAAGAAAGCUCUUAUCCGAGCAAAUGGACUGAAACUGGAGGCCAUGACUCAGGUGAUCCAAGCAAUGCCAACCGACCUGACAAUAUCCUCUGCAAUCCAGAACAUCCAUUCAGCUUCUAAAGGCCUACCUCUGAACCAUACUGCCUUGCCUCCUACAGACUAUGACAGGAGUCCCUUCGUGACUUCUCCCAUCAGCAUGACAAUGCCACCCCACGGCAGUUUGCAAGGCUACCAAACCUAUGGCCAUUUUCCAAGCCGUGCUAUCAAGUCCGAGUACCCUGACCCUUACACUAGCUCACCAGAGUCAAUAAUGGGCUACUCAUACAUGGAUAGUUAUCAAACAAGCUCACCAGCAAGUAUCCCACAUCUGAUAUUGGAACUCCUGAAAUGUGAGCCUGAUGAGCCGCAAGUCCAAGCUAAAAUCAUGGCGUAUCUGCAGCAAGAGCAAGCCAACAGAAGCAAACAUGAGAAGCUCAACACAUUCGGGCUUAUGUGUAAAAUGGCUGACCAAACUCUCUUCUCCAUUGUUGAGUGGGCUAGGAGUAGCAUCUUCUUUAGAGAACUUAAGGUUGAUGACCAAAUGAAGUUGCUUCAGAACUGCUGGAGCGAACUCUUAAUUCUAGAUCACAUUUACCGGCAAGUGGUACAUGGGAAAGAAGGGUCCAUCCUUCUGGUUACUGGGCAACAAGUGGAUUAUUCCGUAAUAGUAUCCCAAGCUGGAGCCACCCUCAAUAAUCUUAUGAGCCAUGCACAAGAACUGGUAGCAAAGCUUCGUUCGCUGCAGUUUGACCUACGAGAAUUUGUCUGUCUCAAAUUCCUGGUGCUGUUUAGUUUAGAUGUCAAAAAUCUUGAGAACUUCCAGCUUGUGGAAGGUGUUCAGGAACAAGUGAAUGCUGCUCUGCUGGACUACACAAUGUGUAAUUACCCACAGCAAACAGACAAAUUUGGGCAGCUUCUCCUGCGACUACCAGAAAUCCGGGCCAUCAGUUUGCAGGCCGAAGAAUACCUCUAUUACAAACACCUGAACGGGGAUGUGCCGUGUAAUAACCUUCUCAUUGAGAUGCUGCAUGCAAAGAGAGCAUAAAUUAUACCCAUUACAGCUUCUGCUUUCAAGGAAAAGAAAUUAUUCUGAACUGCUCCAAGCAACACUAAUUAAAAUGUGGUUUUAAGACUUUGCAAAAUGGUAUAAUAAUCAAAUACUAAUAGUAAAUAAGUGAUGUAUCAGGGUAUUUGUAUUGCAAACUGUGAAUCAUAUGCUACACAUCCCCAAAGGAAUCUAUAUAGGACUUUAUGCUGGAGUGAACUUACCAAGUGGAUACCAUCACCAAUGUCAACAUGAAAAAGGACAGAAUGAUCCUUGUAUAUUUAACUCUCCUGAUUGCCAACAUGAAGAAACCUAGGUGAAAAAAACUUGAUCUGUAUUACUGAGCUAAGAUGGUGGGGAAUUUGAGUGCACUAAAUUCCUUCACUGCAUAGAAGGACUCGUAAAACAGUUACAACAGAUACAAAACUGUAUCUACAGCAUCUUCUGUCAUCCUUACAAGAACCCAACACUUACUUCUUCUGUGCUAAAUGAUGUGGCAUCCAUUGAACAAGCUGUAAGAGAGAGCUGGCCUAGGCCACGUGCUGUGUGCUGUGGCCACCAAACCCCCAGAGGCUGGGCCUGCAAACCGCUCCUAGGAUGAGCCUGGUAUCCAGUUAGCUUGGCAUUCUUAACUGUGUCCUGAAGUUUGUUUUGUCACGUGUUCAUGUUGUUCUAUCAGGCAGUAUCCCUCUUCUACUGCUCUUAUCAGAUAGCUGUUAAGUAGCUAAGGAAAUAUUCCAAAGUAAAUUAGCCACUUCGACUGCAUACUCAACCAGGGCAGCAGCUAAAAGAUGGCUCCACUAUAUAUUUAUGGUUGUUUCCAAAUAAAGUAAAUGGAGAUAUUUUAGCCAUCCCAAAAAACACUUUCUUUGACAAGAAAAUAAAAAUUAGGGCACCAAAUACUGAUGUUAAAAAAACUAAAAAUAAUUUUUUUUAAAAGUAUUUUGUGAUGAAAGAAGUGACAAGUGAAUUGUACAACCAGAUGAUGCCAUGGGGCUUAUUAAGAAAUGAUCCUUAAAAUUUCCAGUAAUUUGGAAACUAAAUUUCAACUCAAACAUCCAAUAUCUAAUGAAACUUCUUGUUUUUAAAGUUAGGUAAUGCACCUAUUUUACGCAAAGAAAGAAGAGUGAUACUGCUGUGUCUGUGUAGGCCAAAGUCUGCUGCAGAACAAAUAUCAGAAAAGAACAAACACUUCUCUCUCUGCCCAAAUUAAGAUAUCAGUAUUAACAUGUAGUGCCACAUUUAUAAGUCUUGCCUUAUUUCAUUACCCUUAAAGGUAACUGUGCAGAUGUAGAUCAACAUACGUUUCAAAAUAAAGUAUUAAUCUCUAACAUUGACAAAAACAUAGUGUUUACAUUCUUUAGGUCCUGUGGGGGAAAAACUGUGAUAAAAUUGCAGAGCAGUGAUUUCCUUAUUAUUUCUUUUAAAUUGGUAAUUAUUUUACCAGUACUUAAUUACUGUAUGUCGUGAGACACUAAAAUCAAUAGGGGUAUUUCAUUUUGACUUUAAUUUUUGAGAUUAUCGGCUGCACAAUCACUUGUAGAAACUGUAUAAAAUCCUAAUACUUUAAUUUUUUUCAUGAAGAUUGCUGGCUUUUGAAUAGUUUAUUUAUAUUGUAUAUGAUAGUUUUCACUGUAGACAAAUAUGAUGCUAAUUUAUUGUUCUUUGGUUUCAUCUUUAUAUAAGAUAUAGCCAGAAUGAAGAAGCCAAAUAUAUGUGUUUACUGUAGCAUGUCUUCAAGUUAGUGGAACAUAGUUCAGGGAUGCAGAAGGGUCUUUACAAAUUAAAAUCAUUCACUUGAUUAAAUGUCUGUAAAUCUUCAUAAUUCUGAAUGUGGUUUAUUUAAAUCUAUUGUAAAUUAUGUGAGUUAUAACUUUUUCUGUUUCAUGUGAACUUGAAAAGGUGCAUUUCUCUCACUUUUGUCCAACCAUUCAUACAUUGUAUACCAAAGACAUCAGUUAUUACAUCUGCAUUAGUACGAAGCACACUAUUUUAAUUGCCUGUAUUAAUCAGCUCUAAUAUUCUGUCCAUGCAUAGGG
Molecule: messenger RNA, 3694 nt
Organism: Cyanistes caeruleus (blue tit)
Lineage: Eukaryota; Metazoa; Chordata; Aves; Passeriformes; Paridae
Source: RefSeq, a predicted model, not a curated record